UUUAAGUAAUUUCGUAUCGGAUGAUUACUAAGUUCACGAAGCAAUUAUUUGCACAGUUUAUUGUUGCAGUAUAUUGCACAUGUGGGGAUAUACGUUUUCUUUUCGCAUGAUGUUUUGUUUUAUGUAUCCGUUCGAUUUCACGUUGGAAUUAUAGUGAAACUAUCUGACUGUGAGUCAUUUCAUGGAACGUAUUUUCUAGCUGGGUAAGAUCUAGAAUAUUUGUUAUAGUCCUGUUACAUAUACAUAAUUUUUGCGCUUGUUAUUCGCGUCUUUGAAUAUUCAGUUCGAUCUACAAUUCAGAUACUCCAAUCUAGAUUAAAUAUCAGUUCAUUAUACAGAACAGUUCAAAAUUCAAGUAUUUAGCAUACACGAAAAUUUUAGUUACUUCAAUUCUACUGUUCUAACUUGACAGUUUUAUAUUUAACUUUCUCAUAUAAAGAAUUGAACGAAGUUUAAAAGUUUAAGGGACAAACACGGGGAGAUCGUGCAUUAAACAAGAUCCAUCGAUUUCGUGAGAUCGAGUCAGGUGGUGGUUCGACCAGGUGGGUCACGUGGUGGGAGAAACGCUUGGGUGGUGGUGGGUACCGACAAGGGAGAGGUUAGUAUGCCUUCAGAGGGGAAGGUCGACAGGUCGAUUGUCUCGCGUGUGUAUGAAUACGUAAACCGUCGACAUAAUAUUUUCAUAAUUUUGCUGAGUGUUCCACUAUGAUUGCCGCUCGAAAAAGUCGAUGUCGACGUGACGCGAAUAUCACCUUAUCCGAGAGAUAAUGGAACCAGAAAAUUUUCGGCUCGAGAGAUCAAAAUCGAGAUAAUUGUACCGGAUCGAAUUUGAACAGUGUUAGCGAACGUUUUCGUAGCGGAACAAGCUCGAGUAGAACAAAUUACUUUCAGCCAGAGUCUCGGAGGUGGGAGAAUCUCUACCUGGCUGGGAAGUACAGCACACGAUUCCGUAAUAUUUAUUUUCUACUGGCGGCUAGUGAGUCACUACCUGGCCGACCACGGUGCGGCGAGUUGGUCGCCUCGCGUGUCCGCGUCCCUUUCGGAGUGUUUAUGGCAAACAGUGAGUGCACCAGCCAAAAUUCCUGGAGUGAAUGCAUAAAAACAAUUCGUUAUCAGUGCAAAUUCGUGAUAAGAAAGAAGUACAUAAGCGUUUCGUGCGGACCGUCGAAUUCGAAGUGCUCGUAAUUAUGGACAUCGUAAGUUCGCUCGUUACGAAGAUAUUCCUAAUACAUGUGUCAGUCUAAUUUACUCGAGCGUCAAAAGGAAUUAGAGAUUUUGACAGUCAAGUGUAAUUCGUGGCGAUAGCGAUCGCAGUUUUACGCUGCAGCAGGUUUGCGUGCGUGCUGUACCUGGAAACGAACAAAGGACGGAGUAGAGGGGUUACGUUGGCAGUUUUUCGUGGCAAACAUUGUUGACUUUCUAUCGUAAAAGGAGGAAUCGUCCGUUUGCGCGCGUUGCAAACGGAGCAUAACAGAAUUAAUCCUGUAACAGUUUACCCUCGUUUCCAGUGCGUGGACAGAUAUGAAUCGCAUCGAUGUACGAUCGAUGCUACGAUACGAUAUCGAUCGACGCUAGCGUGCAAUCAGUUCCAACACAAUACCGCCGGUUUCGUCGAUUUGCGAAUCGAUCGCAGUGCGCGUGCGCGAUGUAUCGAACAAUCAACGAAAGCGUUCGAAAGCAAUACACUUGACGAAGAAAAUUAUGCCGGCGAGUGUGAUCACAGCUGAUCGUUUCCGGUAGUGAGAGACUGUUAACGAUCUACGGAAACCUGUUCCGAUGUUACGUGCACGGGGCAAGCAGAAAGAAAAAGUGAAGCAUUCGUCUUUUAUUGUCGCGCAGGUAGAAUUUAUCGACGAUAUUCGAAGGUGAACUGCAUGACUCAUUCAUGGAUUAUCGAUCGCUCAAUUAUUCCGUCGUGUUUUACGAAACAAUUUUUUAACUCGUCUUCAAGGAGAUUGGUUAUCAAAGUUAAAUACAAAGAAAGUGUAUUUCGUUGUGUAAUCGAUAUUUCCGAUCUCUCCUGUAUCGAUUCUCGAUUCGCUCGAACAAAAGGCGGGAAGUGAUAUGUUUCUCGAAGUAAAUCGAUCGCAACAUGAGUAUCGACCUGUGGCGCUGAAUCGACGUUGUACGUCCACUUGGGGCGUCCACGUUGACUAGCGUAUUUUUUUCAACGAACGUUACAAAUGAUGCUAACGCGUGGUUGCCCGACCACCUGGUGUCAUUACGAACGUUAAAGGUCACGCGUAGGUUGUACACGCGACAUUCGAGCGACAAUCGAACAACGUGGACGCCAUGCUGCCCAAAAAGGACGGCCAACCGGAGCCGUACGCUCUGGAGGACAUGAUCUCUGAUCUCCAGACGCGUCGAAAUUCUCUGGACCACGAGGAUCUUGAGGACCCGGUUGAACUUUUGAAGAAACGAGAUAGGGAUCUUGUGUUAGCCGCGGAAUUAGGCAAAGCGCUUCUGGAGAGGAACCAGGAGUUGACCAGGCAGAGCGAGGCCCUUGCCGAAGAGUAUUCGUCCAAGUUGGAGAGUCUGGAACAAGAGAGGCACCUGCUUCGUAGAAGGCUAGAAGAAGUCAAGGGCGAGAGCGAGGCCCGAACUUUGGAGCUGCAAACCGACGUGGAGACUCUGAGGAGCCAGUUGGAGGAGCAAAAUGAACGAGCGAGAAGAGCGGAACGAGAUCAGGCAACUUUGGUUACCGAGCUCACAGCUCAGAACGCGAGGCUGGCCGAUCAGCUGAGAGAAGCAGCGAAACAGGAAGAACAGCUGCUCAUCGAGGUCAAGGUGCUCAGGGAAAAGUGUGCCCUCAGAAAUACCACGCUCCAGGAUCACGUCAGUAGCCUGGAGGUUCUCAGGGACGAGGUGCAGCUAGUGUCCGCGCAAAGAACAGAAUUAGAGAGGAGGUCCUUGGAGCUGCGAGAAGAGAGGGCGAGGGCGAUCGCGGCCCUCGAAGAAGCCGAAGAGAGAGCAGCGGCCUUGGAACGCCUCGGUCACGAAGCAGAACACAGGGCGAGACUGGCUGAACGAGAGAGAGACGAGUUGGUCGCGACGUUGGCGGUCAUCGAGGCAGAGAGGAGAGGAAGAUCCGGCUCGAUACAGAAACCGCCGAGGUCCUUGCAGGCGGAGAUGGAGUGCGAGGAGAGCGGAAGUUCGUUGGAAGAGCAGGAGGACCUUCGGGCUGAGGUGGCGAGGGCGAUGAAGCGGUUGAAGGAACUUUGCGUCCAUCUGAGGCGAGGGGAAGACGACUCGGGGCUACAAAGCGACUGCGACGAGUCCAUGCUCGUGAUCGUGAACAACACCGCGGAAGCGGACGUGGCGGACACCAAUGGACAGGAGACUCUCCCUAACUCGAACUGUCCCGGUGCUCUGUUAGACCUGGUGGAAGAGGUGUACAACCUAACCCUCUCCGGAAGAGGAGCCCCCGGAGAGCUCGGCCUGGCAGUGGAGCUCCACAAGGUACGCGAAGAGCUGGACAACACGAAGGAUCAGUUGAAACAAGCGCAAGAGGAGUUAAAGAGGCGCGGGGAGACCCUGCUCGACACGACCAGCAAGCUCAGCGUGUGCGAAGCUGAACUCCGCGGCGUGAAAGAAGAGAGAGACAGGGCCCGCAACGACAUGGACCACUCUCAGUUGACGAAGGACGAGAUCCUGUCUCAGGCGUACCAAGUCAGGGACCAGGCGGUCGCCAGGAAGAACCGGGCAGAAGUAGAGCUUGCUAAGACGAGGAUAGACGUGCUGCAAGCCAACAGCCAACUGAUGGAAGCGAUACAACAGAAGAUCGAACUUAGUCAACAGCUCGAACAAUGGCAGAUGGACAUGCAGUCGUUGCUGGAUGAGCAGGUGCGGAGCAAACUGAUGCCUGUCACGAAUCAUAUCGCAGCGACGAAUGGAGACAACGCGGAAAUCGUGGCUCCUGCGAGGAAGAAGAGGAGCACUGGCUCGUCUAGGAAGAUGUUUGGACUGUUUUGACGAAAAUGACUGUUCGCGUGGGAGUCGUUGCGCGAAACGGAAGCUAAGAGACACCGGUGCACGGUGAGAGAUGAAGACUGUGCUCGAGAUAUUCCUCGCGUUUUUUAGCAAUAGCAGUGUAAUGGGACCAACCGUUGUAGACUGUGCGAGGGUACCUGAUGGAGAGCGUUGGGUAUGGUUAUUUGAGACAUAUGGAGUUUUAAUGGGUGGAGUUAGAAUUGAACACAAAUUCUUGUGCACUCGAUUACUCGUACUUUGACUCGUAUUAGAAGUUCUGAAACAUAGUCGUUGAGUGUAAAUGGGAAUUCGAAGAAAGUUAAGAUUGAGAGAAUUCUCGAGAGUCCACAUGUCUAGAAUCCCCGACGAUGUGCUCCCAAUACGUUUCGGGUACCCGACAGAUAACUCGCACAUCGCUGAUAGGAAUUUCAGCGGCGAACCCGCAAUAAAUCGUUCCGCGUGCAUCACUUUCCACGACGCUACUGGAGCAGACGAGUCGUAAAUAUUUCGUUCUACUUUCCAGCUGCUCGUGAAUGCAGGUCCGACGAAAAAUCUCGUUUCGUCAACGAGAUUGUGUCUUGAUCUUCCUCUGUAUAAUUUUGGCGCGGAACUAGGACUUUCUCAAAGAAAGAUUCUCGACAAUAGAUAUCUACGUUUUUAAUCUCUCCUUGAGUAAGUUGCGGAAUAUGUAGCAUACUUAAGCGCGUUCGAAACUGACACAACGAGCAUUUCUUCGUAACGUUGGAGGAAAGAAAUAGGGGACUGAAGUGUUUCAUGGUGAACGUUUCAAACAAGGUAAUGGAACGGCUCGUUAGAACGACGCCUUCUUAUAAAGAUCUCUGGAUUCUAAAUCGUUGUGAUUCUCGACGCUUCGUUUAAGCGAAACUAGCCGAUUUCCUCGUUGCUGUGACGAGAUGUAAUUACGCGGCCUAAACAGUUCGAAUCUGUUUCUUCACGGUGUAAAUAAAAUUUGUGAUAGACACGCGGUAGACUUUUAAGGGAGGUCAUUUAUCGUUGAUUGUGAUACGGAUAUUCUAUCGUUGUUAUGAUAAGGGACAGUGAUGGAAGAUGACCAAUUUUGCAUUUGAUUGACUUAAAAAUUGUUAAGUAAGAAUCAUUGUUGCAUUGUCCAAAUUUAUUUAUUAUAAUUCUUAAACCUAUUCUAGCCAUACAUGUAACAAUUGUCGAUGUUUUACAAUUUGUAGAAUGACAUAAAUUCUGUUUUGAGAUAGAUCAGACUCCACCGUUGUCGCGUGUGUUUUAACGCUUUAUUACCAGAUAUAAUAUAGUUAUGGCAGUCUGAUUCUAGAACAUCUUUUUAACUCUGCAAGAUGGGUUAUUUUCUAUCGCUGUCUUUUACAUUCUAAAUCAAAAUGCAACUCCUUCAUUUGUACAGUAGCUGAAAGUGUUAUUGUAAAGUAAUCAAUGUAACAAGCUGAAAAUAUUGUGCAAGCCUUAUUUUUA
Molecule: messenger RNA, 5433 nt
Organism: Megachile rotundata (alfalfa leafcutting bee)
Lineage: Eukaryota; Metazoa; Arthropoda; Insecta; Hymenoptera; Megachilidae
Product: bicaudal D-related protein homolog
Source: RefSeq, a predicted model, not a curated record